CCCAGUGCAAAUCGACAAAUUGCCCCUUAUCUUUCAGUGGUGCGGCGGUGCUACUGAAUGAAGGGGAGAUCUGGCAUUGCGCGAAGCGGCCCGCACCCUUGACUUGUAAAGCGAUCAAUCACCGGCCAUUCUGUCCUUCUUUCGAAAGGCCAUGUAUCGCUCAUCUUCCGCCCAUCGGGCUGUGCAGCGACGAUGAAUACGAAGCAAACGCCGUGGUCAGGCCACCUUGCCAGCUGUUGCCUUGCUUUCUCCUUCAGCUCGGCGCGUUUCUUCUCCCAUCCACACCUCUGCAUCACACAUCAACAUGCUUUUCCUCGGACUUCCUCACCUCAUCCUCGCGGCUCUCCUCGCCGGGAACGCAUGCGCUUUGCCCACUUCGGAGCUUGCCCAUGCGCCCGUCAAGCACAAGUACGUCCCCUACCACCGGCCCACGCUUUGCCUCAAGAGCAACGUAUACUGCCUGACCGUCGAGACAGACCAAGAUGGCGGAGGAGUUGAUUGGACAGCCAAGGAGGGCACCAUCUCCUGGACUCACCAAAAAGAUGGAGAUCCUUGGGUCACGUAUGCUUUCAACGCAAAGUUCAAAGGAAAUCUGCGCAUGACCUGUCGUCCUGACGUCUACUCGUACAUCAACGUUUGGCUUGGCUGGACCAAGGGAUGGAGCAACAUCACUACGGUCGACGACAAUGUCGCGGUUCAGACCUCGGACGGCAAAGUCAUGUGGGGUCGGCAUUUGGGCGGGUCCAUUGGGUCGGGCAUGCCUUGGGUCGAUUUUGCCAUAUGGUGUCAGGUGGUCUAGCUCGCUGCCCUUACCGUACAUGUGUUGUAUCUUUCCUAUCUCGCCAAGAAUGCCC
This is a messenger RNA of Jaminaea rosea, 854 nucleotides long. RefSeq lists its product as hypothetical. The coding region runs from base 305 to 799 and encodes 164 amino acids. Lineage: Eukaryota; Fungi; Basidiomycota; Exobasidiomycetes; Microstromatales. The transcript has 4 exons. The record is from RefSeq and is a predicted model, not a curated record.